UGAUUGUAGUCCUGCUGCAUAAAAGCGCGUCAGAGUGAACCACCAUCUGAACGACACUGGCAGUGAGAAAGGACUCGGGAGGUGCACGUGAAGGCACCACGAGCGCAGAUCGGUGUAGUGUGCGCUCUCGCUCGCUGUGUUCGCUGCUGGCUCCCCUCUGUCCUCCAUUAGAGCUCGGCUCCAUCCCCGCUGUACGGCGCAGGCCCGAAGUAGCGCAGCCGCUCUGAGUAAUGUCUUUCCAAUAUAAAGACCUCAUGAGGAAGAGCAGCAGCGGUGCCAGUGUACUCGGACAAGGAGCACAAAUUCGUUGCACCAUUGAUCCAGCCGUGGAGACCGGGUGGCUGAUAAUGGAGGAGCACUCUGUUCAUCAGACAGAACACAUGACCACCAUUGAAGCCAGCGCCGUCCAGCAGGUACAUGUGGCCACCUUCACUGAAACAUCAAUGAUGAGUGCUGAGGAGGACUCGACGUCCUCGCCGGACGAUGAUCCUUACGACGACACGGACAUCCUCAAUUCGGCCGGCACGGAUGAGAUCACCGCCCACCUGGCCGCUGCAGGCCCAGUGGGCAUGGCAGCUGCUGCUGCCGUGGCAACCGGCAAGAAAAGAAAGAGGCCUCACAUCUUUGAAUCCAACCCCUCCAUCCGCAAAAGACAGCAGACCCGUCUGCUCAGGAAACUAAGAGCUACACUUGAUGAGUACACCACCAGAGUGGGCCAGCAGGCCAUAGUGCUGUGUAUUUCCCCCUCCAAACCCAACCCGGUGUUCAAGGUGUUUGGUGCUGCUCCUCUGGAGAAUGUGGUGAGGAAGUAUAAGAGCAUGAUGUUGGAGGAUCUGGAGAACGCUCUGGCUGAACAUGCCCCUCCAGGUGGGGAGCUCGCCUCAGAGCUGCCCCCCCUCACCAUUGAUGGCAUCCCUGUCUCCGUAGACAAGAUGACCCAGGCCCAACUGCGAGCGUUCAUCCCAGAGAUGCUGAAGUACUCAACGGGCCGUGGGAAGCCCGGCUGGGGUAAAGAGAGCUGCAAGCCCGUGUGGUGGCCUGAGGACAUCCCCUGGGCCAACGUCCGCAGUGAUGUCCGCACAGAGGAGCAGAAACAGAGGGUGUCUUGGACGCAGGCAUUGCGGACCAUCGUGAAGAACUGCUACAAGCAGCACGGCCGUGAGGAUCUGUUGUAUGCUUUUGAAGACCAUCAGGUAACCACGGCAGUCACCACCCAGCACCACCUCGCCACGGCACAGAGCAUCGCUCACCUCGUGCCCUCACAGACUGUGGUACAGACCGUCAACAACCCCGACGGAACCGUCUCACUCAUUCAGGUUGGCACAGGACACACAGUUGCCACGCUGGCAGAUGCCUCAGAGCUGCCUGGUGUGACGGUGGCACAGGUUAACUACUCCACGGUGACUGAUGGAGAGGUGGAACAGAAUUGGGCCACCCUCCAGAGCGGGGAGAUGACAAUCCAAACCACUCAAGCAUCGGAGGCCACGCAGGCAGUAGCGUCACUGGCUGAAGCUGCCGUUGCGGCCAGUCAGGAUAUGCAGCCCGGUGCCACCGUCACAAUGGCUCUAAACAGUGAGGCGGCGGCUCAUGCCGUAGCGACGUUGGCAGAGGCCACUCUACAAGGUGGAGGGCAGAUUGUCCUGGCAGAGACGGCAGCUGCUGUUGGGGCACUAGCCGGGGUUCAGGAUGCCACAGGUCUGGUCCAGAUUCCGGUCAGCAUGUAUCAGACUGUAGUGACCAGCCUCGCACAGGGCAACCGACCUGUCCAGGUUGCUAUGGCGCCCGUCGCCACGCGCAUAGAUAACACUGUCACUCUGGACGGCCAGGCGGUGGAGGUUGUGACCCUGGAGCAGUGACAAUUGGGGACCUGGGAGGAGUAGGAGGCACUGAAUGGCCACCUUGGAGAUUUGUUUAUCCUACUGUUUUCCAAGACAUCAUGCUGUGUAUAAUGUCAAAUAUAUUUUUUAAUUUACAUCUGCAGGGGAGGUAAAAGUGCGUUAUCAGUGCAUUGUGUUUAUUAUGUAAAGAUAUUGCUUUUGUUAUUUUUUCCACCCAGUUUAGCAUCAAGGUUUUUUGUUUUUUUUUGUUUUUUAGCUCUGUGAUGUUGAGUAUUUAGUAUUUAUUUUCCUACAAUUAACAUUUACUUAAAACAAAGAUGAACCAAAAAGCCUGGGAGGAAAGCCACCACUGUUUAACUAUCACUGUUCUGGAUUUUCUACAUGUGCUGUCUUUUUGUUUGUUUUUUUACAAUUCAGUGCUAUAGUCAGACAUCACUCCUCUUCCUCUUUCCAUAUCCUCGACCAUUAUUUUAAAUUUCACUCGUUAAAACCUCAGCUCACCUUGAACUCUGAGCUGUGGACUCUCCCAGACAUUCUCCUCACAUCGGGCAAUAAUGAAUUGAUGAAAUAUUAUGUUCAAAUGCCAUAUUGUCUUGUGCUUUUCCCCAUGCUGUUUCUCCGUGGUCCAUGCACAAGCAAAGAUUUGUGAAGACUCAGGAUAUACAUCAAGGUGUUUUUCGUUUUACUGCUGGAUUGCUGAGCUGAGUUCUUGAAAACAGCCAUUUUGUCUACCACCAUCCAUUUAUUUACAGUGCAUGGAUAGGAGCAACCCUCUGAAUGUUAUUUUUUUAACACGAAACUCCUUCGUAUGUCACUUAGGACUCUGUGGUCUUCAUCACUUUGUAUAUAACAGGACAUUGGUCACACUUGGACAGGAACUGGAGUAUUUGUAAUGCAAAUAUCAAAACUCUCAUAACAAAAAACAAAAAAAUGUGCUUGCCAAGAAUCGACUUAGUUCGAUGCAGCUGUAACAGUUGUUUCCACUCUCACCAAACUUGUGUAUUUAAAAAAACAAAAAAAUUAAAAAAGUCCAAUAGACUGGCUGCUGUUCACCAUU
Messenger RNA from Scophthalmus maximus (turbot), 2895 nucleotides. RefSeq names its product nuclear respiratory factor 1 (gene nrf1). Gene Ontology annotation, molecular function: RNA polymerase II cis-regulatory region sequence-specific DNA binding; DNA-binding transcription factor activity, RNA polymerase II-specific. The record is from RefSeq and is a predicted model, not a curated record. The transcript is spliced from 13 exons. Gene Ontology annotation, cellular component: nucleus. NCBI's taxonomy places the organism in Eukaryota, Metazoa, Chordata, Actinopteri, Pleuronectiformes, Scophthalmidae. The coding region runs from base 231 to 1856 and encodes 541 amino acids. Gene Ontology annotation, biological process: regulation of transcription by RNA polymerase II.